AUGUCCCCUCAAUUAAUACCCUCAUAUAAGAGGAGGGACUGGAACACGUUCGGGCAGUACCUGAAGAACCACCGGCCGCCGGUCCCCCUGAGCCACUGCGAUUCGGGUCACGUGCUGGAAUUCCUCCGGUACCUCGACCAGUUCGGGAAGACCAAGGUCCACCUGCAUGGGUGCGUGUUCUUCGGGCAGCCCGACCCGCCCGGCCCCUGCACCUGCCCGCUCCGCCAGGCGUGGGGAAGCCUCGACGCCCUGAUCGGCCGCCUCAGAGCCGCCUACGAGGAGCACGGCGGGUCGCCCGAGGUCAACCCGUUUGGAAACGGAGCGAUCCGAGUCUACCUGAGGGAGGUCAAGGAGUGCCAGGCCAAGGCCAGGGGGAUUCCUUACAAGAAGAAGAAGAAGAAGAACAACAAGAAGAGGAUCGACCGUCCGAUCAACCCCACCGCCGGUGACGACAUCGUCACCGGUAAUCAAAGGCUCCCCACGGCCUGA
Messenger RNA from Striga hermonthica, 489 nucleotides. The record is from the annotation of a GenBank genome assembly. NCBI's taxonomy places the organism in Eukaryota, Viridiplantae, Streptophyta, Magnoliopsida, Lamiales, Orobanchaceae.